Messenger RNA from Frieseomelitta varia, 3079 nucleotides. It is a transcript of the gene ALiX, whose product is annotated as programmed cell death 6-interacting protein. The transcript is spliced from 15 exons. Gene Ontology annotation, molecular function: protein binding. The record is from RefSeq and is a predicted model, not a curated record. Lineage: Eukaryota; Metazoa; Arthropoda; Insecta; Hymenoptera; Apidae. Gene Ontology annotation, cellular component: endosome. Bases 55 to 2514 code for a protein of 819 amino acids. Gene Ontology annotation, biological process: mitotic cytokinesis.
AAUAUCUUAGAUAUAAGUAUGUAGUAUUCAGUUCGAUUUCAGUCACACGUCAAAAUGGCUGAGCUAAUUGCAAUACCGUUGAAGAAACCGUCUGAUGUUGAUGUGAUUAAACCACUUACAAAUGUUAUUAAAUCAACGUACAGCAACGCAAGUAAUCAAAAAGAUUACACGGAAGCAAUCGCGGAUUUCAGUAAACUGAGGAACAAUGCUUUGUGGCGAGCUUUUGAGAAAUACGAAAGUUCCUUGGAGGUUAUAUACAGUUACUAUGAUCAGUUAUAUGCACUGGAAGGCAAAAUACCUGCACAUGAGUUACAAAUUCCAUUUAAGUGGAAAGAUGCAUUUGAUCGUACCAUAUUUGGUGGAAAACUCAGUUUGACAAUUAGUACAUUAGCAUAUGAAAAAGUAUGUGUGUUAUUUAAUAUUGCUGCUUUGCAAAGUUCAGUUGCAGCAGCACAAUCUUUAGAUAGCGAUGAAGGAUUGAAACUGGCUGCAAAGUUAUUUCAACAAUCUGCUGGUAUCUUUAAUUAUCUCAAAUCAAAUGUUAUGAUGGCUAUUCAACAAGAACCAACACCAGAUAUCAGUCCAGAAACAUUAGGAGCACUAUCUGCAUUAAUGCUUGCUCAGGCUCAAGAAAUAUUUGUAUAUAAGGCAAUUCAUGAUACUAUGAAAGAUGGGAUUAUUGCUAAACUAGCUGCACAGGCAGAAGAACUAUAUGCUGAUGCAUUAAAAUUAUUUCAAAAGGAGAUUUUUAGGGCAUUUUGGGAUAAGGAAUGGGUUCCUUUGAUUGCAGGAAAGCAAGCUGGAUAUCGGGCAAUGACUGAAUUUUAUCAGUCAUUAGUAUGCAAAAAUAACAAAUUAAUUGGAGAAGAAAUUGCCAGAUUAGAGCAUGCUGUAGAAUUAUUUAAAGCUGCUCAACAACGUUCAAAUAAAUCUCAUUUAUUCCAAGAUUAUGCUAACAGAGCUCAAAGAAAUCUAACAGAAGUAAAAAAAGAUAAUAACUUCAUUUAUCAUGAAAGAAUACCUGAUAUAAAGUCUUUGGAACCAGUUGGAAAAGCUAGUGUUGCAAAAUUAAUACCAAUGCCUGAAGUUUUCAGCUCCAACUUUAAAGAUCUUUUUGCUGAUUUAUUACCUGUUAGUGUGCAUCAAGCGUUAUCAUCUUAUGAAGUUCGGCGUAAUGAAUUGGUUAACUCAGAAAUAUCCAAAUUACGUGAAAUGACACAAAUUCUAAAUGGUGUAUUGGCAAGUUUAAAUUUACCAGCUGCUAUUGAAGAUACAAGCGGAACUGAAUUGCCUCAGUCCUUAUUAGAAAAAGCUCAACAUGUAAAAGAUACAGGUGGAAUUCAAGCUUUAGAAAAUUCUAUGAAAGAAUUACCUGAUCUGUUACAAAGAAAUAAAGAACUUUUGGAUGAGUGUGAACGAAUGCUACAAGAAGAACGUCAGUCUGAUGAUCAAUUAAGAGAACAAUUUAAAGAACGUUGGACAAGAAUACCUAGUAGUCGUUUAACAGAGCAGUUUACUAUUACUUUGCGGAAAUAUCGUGAAAUUAUUAAUAAUGCUGUGUCCGCUGAUAAGGUUGUACGUGAAAAAUAUGAAAAUCACAAGGAAGGUAUGGAAAUUUUAAGUUUAAGUGAAAAUGAUUUGAUUAAUACUGUACCAACUGGAUCAGCAGUACAAGAGAGUCAUACUGUGGCUCAACUUAGGAAGUUGAUGGAAGAUAUUGAGACAUUAAAAACGGAACGCGAUAUUAUAGAAAGCGAAUUGAAAUGUGCCACUACUGAUAUGAAAGCAACAUUUUUGUCAGCGCUUGCAAAAGAUGGCGGAAUUGAUGAACCAAAUUUAUCAGUUGAAAGUAUAGGAAAAACUUAUGGACCUUUACAGAAACAAGUGAGAGAUAGUAUUGCUCGGCAAGAACAAUUGAUUGCUGAAAUUCAAAAGUGUCAUACAGCAUUUACUGCCGAGCAAUCUGGUAGCGGUAGCGCAAGAGAAAUGAUGUUAUGUAAACUAGCAAGUGCUUAUGAUGCAUUUAAAGAAUUGAAAGGCAACUUAAACGAAGGUGCUAAAUUUUAUAACGAUUUAACACAGUUGCUGGUGGUCUUCCAAAAUAAAAUAUCGGAUUUCUGUUUCGCACGAAAAACCGAAAAAGAAGAACUAUUAAAAGAUUUAACGACAAAUUUGAGUCAUACUGGACCAACUACAACUCCUAGUAUUCCAUCUCAUCACGGAGCAACAUCUGGUCAAAGUCAGUUGGAAACAGAACAAAGUGGACCAUCGCAAUUACCAUAUCCUACGCAUUAUCAAGGUGGAAUGCCUGUGCCAUACGGAGCUGGUCCCAAUACACCAUAUCCCGCAUAUAUGCCCCCGCCUAUGCCUACAACUUAUAAUCCAUACGCAACAAUGCCUUAUCCUGCACAAGGAAGUUAUAAUCCGUAUCAAAGUAUACCUCCUUACGGUGGAUAUGCAACUCUGCCACGUUAUGGCGGUAAUCAACAUCCUCCCCAAGGACAUCCGUUUUGAAAAAUAAAUAAUAUUUUACAUACACUAUGACUACAUAAUGUAGUAUUUAAUGGAAUUUAUAUAAGAAUGGAGAAAAGAUAUACAUGCCAUAACACAUUAUGGAAGUUAAUACGAAAUACGUUUCCAAUCUGUCCAACAUCGAGCAGAUGUAAGAAAUUACAAUGUUGAAAAUCAAUUUUGAAGAAAUUAUAUUCCUUAAUUGUUAUUAUAUUUCACGCAGUUGAAUUUUGAUGUAGAAAUACGUGAUGUAUGUUAAGCUUUAAACGAUGCUUCAGAAAAAGAAAAGAUAUAAAUACGAUGAUGUUCGUGCAAUUUAUAAGUAUAUUUUGUAACAUAUUGUACUCGAUGAUUAUAACGCCUACGAAUCAUAAUUAUUUCAUCGUUAUCGAUAUUUUAACUUUUUUUGUAUUUGUAGACAUACAGUUCUAUAUAUCAACAGUAUUUUGAUGUAUAAUAAUCGGAUAAUUUUAUUUUUAAAUUCCAUAUAAUAAUCUUUUGUAACAAAUCACUGUGAUCACUGAUAAAUUUCUUAUAUUUGAUUUUAAUAAAUAUGUAUGAUACUGUA